GUCUACACCCGGCCGUUCCUCUAACGUCCUGAGUUCAAAACAUGGUGGCUGACAAUGUGGACAUGGAAGUGGGAACUCUGGAUAUUGGCAUGGAAUAUAGAACAGUUUCAGGAGUUGCCGGCCCAUUGGUUAUCCUUGAUAAAGUGAAGGGACCUAAGUAUGAAGAGAUUGUUAAUAUUCGUUUAGGAGAUGGAUCUACUCGACGUGGACAAGUUCUGGAAGUUGAUGGAGAGAGAGCUGUUGUUCAGGUUUUUGAGGGAACUUCUGGAAUUGACAACAAAUUUACAAGAGUGCAGUUUACUGGGGAGGUUUUACAAACUCCUGUCUCUUUGGACAUGCUUGGUCGCAUUUUUAAUGGUUCCGGUAAACCAAUUGACAAUGGUCCUCCUAUCCUUCCCGAGGCUUACAGGGAUAUUUCUGGGAGUUCGAUAAAUCCUAGCGAGAGAACCUAUCCUGAAGAAAUGAUUCAAACAGGAAUUUCAACGAUAGAUGUCAUGAACUCUAUUGCCAGAGGACAGAAAAUCCCUCUCUUUUCUGCAGCCGGUCUUCCUCAUAAUGAAAUUGCUGCGCAGAUUUGUCGCCAGGCUGGUUUGGUAAAGCGGCUUGAGAAGUCUGAUAAUCUACUUGAACAGGGUGAUGAUGAAGAUGAUUUUGCCAUUGUCUUUGCUGCUAUGGGAGUUAACAUGGAGACAGCUCAGUUUUUUAAACGUGAUUUUGAAGAAAAUGGAUCAAUGGAGAGAGUGACCCUUUUCUUGAAUUUGGCCAAUGAUCCAACUAUUGAACGUAUCAUUACUCCUAAGAUUGCUCUUACAACUGCAGAGUACUUGGCAUAUGAGUGUGGGAAGCAUGUUCUUGUGAUAUUGACAGAUAUGAGUUCAUAUGCCGAUGCUCUUCGUGAGGUAUCUGCUGCUCGAGAAGAAGUGCCCGGAAGGCGCGGAUAUCCCGGUUAUAUGUAUACUGAUCUGGCGAGAAUCUAUGAGCGAGCUGGUAGAAUUGAAGGAAGAAAAGGCUCCAUCACGCAGAUUCCUAUUCUGACUAUGCCUAAUGAUGAUAUUACCCAUCCCACUCCUGAUUUGACGGGUUAUAUCACUGAAGGGCAAAUAUAUAUUGAUAGACAACUUCAAAACCGGCAGAUAUACCCACCAAUCAAUGUGCUUCCAUCUUUGUCUCGUUUAAUGAAGAGUGCUAUUGGGGAGGGUAUGACUCGAAGGGACCAUUCUGAUGUUUCAAACCAGCUGUAUGCAAACUAUGCCAUUGGGAAGGAUGUGCAAGCAAUGAAAGCUGUGGUUGGAGAGGAAGCUCUUUCUUCUGAAGACCUGCUAUACCUUGAAUUUCUUGACAAAUUUGAGAGGAAGUUUGUGGCCCAAGGAGCAUAUGACACUCGCAACAUCUUCCAGUCACUGGAUUUGGCAUGGACGCUUCUCCGAAUCUUCCCCCGUGAACUUCUACACCGUAUCCCAGGGAAGACCCUUGAUCAGUUUUACAGCAGGGAUGCAACUAGUUGAGAUGUGCGAGAAGCUCUACAUGCUGGUAUGAGUGGGCUUGAUGAUGAUGAUUGCAUAAUAUGUUUGUUUUAUAACGAUGCCACUUCAUCUCACUAGGUCCCAUACCUCAACCUCCUAGUUUUCAGCAUAAUCAUCCAAGAAUAAACAUCCAAAAACCGCACUAUCUCCGGGGUUUAAGUGAUUCUUUCAAUGCUCUGUUGUUUGUUUUGUGUUUUAUUUCCCCUCUUAGUUUGUGAGUUGUGACAUGUCAGGUUUUCCGUAUGUAAUACAGUAUUUCUUAAGGAGGGACAUGUGAACAAGAGAGCUGCUCUUUGUUUGGCGUAUUUUUGUAAUUAUUUUGACAACAAUUUCUUCUUCAGAUUUGUAAUAAAUGACGCUCCUAGAAACACCUUCAUUUGAGCACAAUAUUUUUUACUUUGAAGUGGUUUUUAGCUUUUAGCUUUAGGGAUUCUGUUAUUUUUUUUAUUUUUAUUUUUCUUAUAGCAGCG
Messenger RNA from Cuscuta europaea, 1993 nucleotides. The record is from the annotation of a GenBank genome assembly. Lineage: Eukaryota; Viridiplantae; Streptophyta; Magnoliopsida; Solanales; Convolvulaceae.